This is a messenger RNA of Symbiodinium natans, 3558 nucleotides long. The record is from the annotation of a GenBank genome assembly. NCBI's taxonomy places the organism in Eukaryota, Dinophyceae, Suessiales, Symbiodiniaceae.
AUGGGAGAGUUUGCUCAGCUUGACAAAUUCUUGAACCAGGAGAAGUCCAGCUCUUCCAGUAUCUUGCCGACCCCUGUCAGCCCUGCCUGGUAUGACCCAGAGGCCAAAUCCUGGUAUGGCCAGCAAGAUAUGGUGGGCCUCUCCCGCAAGGACAAGCAGAGCCUUGUUUCCUGCGCCAUGUUUUGUCAGUAUGCCCCCACCGGCCGUGCUCGCUGCCGCCGCUGUGGAGAGGAGAUCGACAAGGGUGCACUGAGAUUGGGAUACCCCUUCCGUUGGAGGCAAAGUGAAGAUGCAUAUACUCUGUACCUGCACCCGGAGUGCUACGAGUCGUCUGUCUUUGGCAUCAAGGAGAAGGACUUAAGGAAUAAGAUCUUCGGGUAUGAGGCGCUCAACAACACCGAGCGCCAACGCUUGUGGAAGGCCAUGCGUUCGGAGAGUCGUGCGGCCAAGGCCAGCCGUGAAGGUGCCGAAGCAGCAGCAGAGUACUCUAGUGGCUCCGUGGGCGUCGUGACGAAGAACUUACCAGCAGUACCCGUUCCGAAGGACUUAGCGGUUCCCAUGUUGCCCUUCCAGAAGGAAGGUCUGGCCUGGAUGUGUCACCAAGAAGAAUCCACAGUGCGUGGGGGCAUUCUGGCCGAUGAGAUGGGCAUGGGCAAGACGAUUCAGGCCAUCAGCUUACUGCUGGCUCGCCCCUUGAAGGGGCCAUGCCUAGUGGUGUGCCCAAUGGCGGCUGUCCAGCAGUGGGUGAAGGAGAUUGCCAAGUUUACCAAGAAAGGAACACUGCGAACACUUGUCUACCACGGCUCAGAGAAGGGUAAGGUGGCCACGCAGUUCAAGAAAUGUGAUGUUGUGAUCACUACGUAUCAGACCCUCGAGUCCGACUAUCGACGUGAAUCACACAAGCAUCGACUGAAGUGCAAGUACUGCGGCAAGCUCUUUAUGCCCGAGAAGCUCGCCUUCCACCAGCGGUACUUCUGCGGUCCCAAUGCUGAGAAGACAAAGAAGCAACAGAAGACUGCUGCCAAGAAAGCCAUGCAGAGCAUGGGCAUUGGAAACGCUUCCACUUCGUCCUCGUCAAAGGAUUCCCCACCGACCAUCACCAACAUCUACCGCGACUUCAUGAAGCAGGCGGGGGUCGAUGUGAAGGCCAAAGGUUACUGGAACGUCAUGAAGGAGACCCGAGACAGGCUGCAGGCGAAAUCCUCCUCCUCGUCUUCAAAGGCCCAAGCAGGCGAGGAUGGCCUCAGUCGCGAACGCCUUACACUCCUGGACAAGAAGGAGUUGACGGACCUGUGCGUGAAGAAAGGCCUGGAUUCCGUUGGCCGCAAGCCCGAGCUGGUAGACCGGCUCAUGGAGUUUGCCGUCCGUGGCGUUGCCUCCAAGUCGACCCCGGCGAAGAAGGCAACACUUGCCAUGAAGCUCAUGGCAUCCGUGGCCCCCAAGGCGAAAGCCCAGCCUGCGAAGCCAGCGAUUGCCGGCAAGAAGCGGCCUUUGCUGCUGCGCAAGAGCACUGGCUGCUCCUCGAAGUAUCAAGGGGUCACACACUUGAAGGCCAGCGGCAAAUGGCAGGCCUCUUUCCAGGGCAAGUACCUGGGAAUCUUCGCCUCGGAGCUGAAGGCCGCUCAAGCGGUGCGAGACGCAGCCGAGCAAGCAGAGAGCAAGGGCAAGGGUGGCAAGGGUGGCAAGGCCAAAGACGUCAAGGCCAAGGGAGGAGCCACCCCAGCGCCUCGCAACGGCUUGGCCCGAACGGUCGCACAGAGGACUACAGCGACAGCGCAAGGUAAAUCGCCCGCCGUUGGCUCCAAGCGCAAGCGUGAUGACUUCGAGGAGAACGGCUACGAAGGCUACGAGACCUUUGAAGGUAUGCAGCUCGACCUUAGUGAGUCUCCGCUGCACAGCAUCGAAUGGGCCCGGGUGGUGCUGGACGAGGCUCAUCGCAUCAAGGGCCGCACCAACAGCACAGCGCUUGCUGCCUAUGCCUUGCAAGUGCAGAAGGGCUACAAGUGGUGUCUGACUGGAACACCUCUCCAGAAUCGAGUCGGAGAGCUCUACUCGCUGAUCCGCUUUCUGCGAGUUCGACCGUAUGCCUUCUACUACUGCAAGAAGCAGGGCUGCAAGUGCGAGUGCGCCUGCUUCAUGCGGGAGCGGUACUGCCCGAACUGUGGUCACGUACGUUUCAUGCACUAUUCGAGCUUCAAGCGAGACGUGUCCAACCCCAUCAUCAAGUUCGGCUACAUGGGUGCAGGGAAGACGGCGUUCCAAAAGCUUCGGCAGGACAUCCUGCAGCGCUGCAUGCUGCGACGCACGAAGGAGGAGCGAAAGGCAGAUCUGAAGCUGCCACCCAUCAAGGUCACCAUUCGGAAAGACAAGCUGUCAAAGCAGGAGAGUGACUUCUAUUCGAGCAUCUACAUGCAGUCUUGCGUCAAGUUUGACACCUUUGUGCACUCGGGCACGGUCUUGCACAACUACGCCCACAUCUUCGAUUUGCUGACCUCUCUGCGACGAGCUGUGGACCAUCCAUACCUCAUUGUGUAUGGGGGUGGGCAGGCGACGCACAAGCUGCCCUCGGGCAAAAGUUUGCUUCCUGCCAACGCUGGAAGCGUGUGCGGUCUCUGCCAGGACGACAUAGAUGAGACCGGCGAGGAGACCAAAAGAGAGGCCAAAUGCGGCCAUGUCUUCCAUGAUGAGUGCAUCCGCGCGUACAUCGCCGAUGCACCAGCUCUGAAGUCUGGAGGGGUUGGAUGCCCGGUCUGCUUUGCAAGGUUGACAGUCGACCUUGAGGAUGGAGACGAUGAGGGUGACGAGAACGAGGAGACGCCGAAGAAGAAGACCCGCAAAGCUGCGGUUUGCACGCCCGUGAAGACUGCCAGGCCACGCAGUGCAAGCCCAGCAGCCAAGGCCAAAGAGGCCAAGACAUCGGCAAAGCUUGCGCUGCCGGCACCGGCUGAGGGACAGGCCUCCACGAAGUCGGUCGCGAAGGGUGGUUUUGGACCCGGGAGCAUCAUGAAGAAGGUGAAGGCCUCCGAGUUUCAAAGCAGCACCAAGAUCGAAGCGGUCGUCGACGAGAUCAGCAAGAUGACGAAGAGCGAUCCCAGCGCCAAGGGGAUCGUGUUUUCCCAGUUCGGCUCGAUGCUCGAGCUGGUGGAGUUUCGCAUGAAGCGGGCCGGCAUUUCUUGCGUUGUCUUCCGAGGCGGCAUGUCCAUGCAGGCACGAGAAGAUGCUCUGGCAGCUUUCAACGAAGAUCCCUCCAUGAAGGUCAUCUUGAUCUCCUUGAAGGCUGGAGGAGAAGGCCUGAAUCUUCAGGUCGCCAAUCAUGUCUUCCUCCUGGAUCCGUGGUGGAAUCCUGCAUGCGAAAUGCAGGCCAUCCAGCGAGCACACCGCAUCGGACAGACAAAAGCCGUGAAGGCUGUCAGAUUCAUCACGACUGACACGAUCGAAGAAAAAAUUAUCAAACUCCAGGAGAAGAAGCAGCUUGUCUUCGAUGCCUCCAUUGACGGUUCUGCGACCUCCCUGGGCAAGCUCACGGAACAGGACCUGCGCUUCUUGUUCCAGCACUAG